This is a messenger RNA of Erigeron canadensis, 1100 nucleotides long. RefSeq names its product peroxisomal membrane protein 11D-like. Gene Ontology annotation, cellular component: peroxisomal membrane. NCBI's taxonomy places the organism in Eukaryota, Viridiplantae, Streptophyta, Magnoliopsida, Asterales, Asteraceae. Bases 202 to 909 code for a protein of 235 amino acids. Gene Ontology annotation, biological process: peroxisome fission; regulation of peroxisome size. The record is from RefSeq and is a predicted model, not a curated record. The transcript has 8 exons.
ACACGCCAAUACAAAUCCGAUCGUUUCUCUCUCACACACCCAUACACACUUACUUACAUAUAUGUGUCGUGUAUAUAUGAUAUAUAAAUCUAUAAGCAAAUAAAUAAAUAAAAAGGGGGAAAAUAAAUUGAGCCCUAAAAUCUCUACUCUCUCCGAAUCAUUAUCUUAAACUUAUACAAAGGUACAAUACUAACUAAAGAAAUGAGUACACUAGACGUUGCCAGGACAGAACUCGCCCUUGCUGUUCUCUAUUUGAACAAAGCUGAAGCAAGGGACAAGAUUUGCAGAGCGAUACAGUAUGGUUCCAAGUUCGUGAGUAAUGGUGAGCCAGGCACUGCUCAGAAUGUGGACAAAUCAACAAGCUUGGCCAGGAAGGUCUUCCGUCUAUUUAAGUUUGUCAAUGAUUUGCAUGCUCUUAUCAGUCCGACUGCUCCAGGAACUCCCCUUCCAAUUGUUCUACUGGGGAAGUCAAAAAAUGCAUUGUUGUCUACUUUCUUGUUCCUCGACCAAAUUGUUUGGCUCCAUAGAUCAGGCAUUUACAAGAACAAAGAUCGUGCAGAAGUACUUGGCAGGGUAUCACUUUUCUGUUGGAUGGGCUCUUCAAUCUGUACCACUUUAGUUGAGAUAGGAGAGAUUGGGAGGCUUUCAAAAUCAAUGAAGAAAUUGGAUAAGGAACUUAAGGGCACUGAUAAAUACAAGAAUGAACAGUAUCGUGCUAAAGUUAAAUCAUCAAAUGAGAGGUCCCUGGCCUUGAUCAAAGCAGCCAUGGAUAUUGUGGUUGCUGCCGGGCUACUUCAACUGUCUCCAAAAAAGAUCACUCCCCGUGUUACAGGAGCCUUUGGAUUUACCACGUCACUCAUAUCUUGUUAUCAGUUACUUCCUUCAGCGCCCAAGGCGAAGGCAUCUUGAAGCAGAUGAUGGCGGGUACCACCCAACCAUGCUUUCAGCAUCUUUAAACAAUCAUUUGGAUAUAUGGCAUGUAUGAUUUUUUAUAUGCAGUGAACAAUUGCAAUAAUGUAUGUCGUGCCUGUUUCUACCAUAUUAGUACUCCUGUGUAUGACUUUCUUCUAAGCUUUUGAAAAUAUUAUAUUGUUGAAAAA